AUGGCGAUGGCAGAUCCCCCGUCCUCGCCGCCCAAUGCAAAGACCAGCACCGCCGACGCCAUCGCUUACUACAAGUCGCAGUAUGAGCUGCUCGAAGCCGAACUGACUGAUUUCCAGUCGUCAAGUCGCGAACUAGAGGCCGAGCUGGAGAAGGACAUCGAGGCAUCGGAGAAGAGGGAGCGGAAGUUAAAGGAGAAGGUCGAGAGUCUGGGGUAUGAGGUCGAGGAGUGGAAGACCAAGUACAAACAGGCGAAGACGGACGCCAACUCGGUGCAGAGCACGCUGCAGAAAGAAAUCACUACGCUACGAGACUCGAACCGGACGCUGCAGCUGAAACUCCGGGACACGGAGGUGGCCAACGACGACUUUGAGAGACAGGCUCGCAACACGACCUCUUCGCUGGAAGAUAUAGAGUCCAAGUACAACAUUUCCAUUGAGCGGGGCGUGCUGCUCGAGGAAGAGAUCAAGAAUGGCGAACAGGAGCGAGAGAUGCUGCGUAUCAAGGAGCAGCGGCUGCGUGACGAGUUGGCGGACCUCAAGGUGGAAACUCAUAUCGUCCAGGAGAAACUGCGGAAGGCCGAAGCUGCUCUGGAACGAAAGGCGAAGUUUUCUUUACUAGAGUCAACUUCUACGAACGGAAUCAUCCAUCGCCUCGACGCCGACCACUCGCCGGCAACGACUACCUCUUCGCCCAUCGCAACACCACUGACCAAGUCUGCCUCUUCGAUUGCUUCAGAGAUCGCCACACCGCCAUCACCACCCUUCUCGGAGUCAUCCACAAAUGGAGCGUUCAGGGGAGCCACUCCAAAUAUGCCACGGCCUCGAGUCUCUAUAUCUGAGACUAAUGGGUUGUCGAAGCAUCAAAAGUCGGCUUCUCGAUCUUCACGACAUUCCCGAGUUCCAUCUAUCUCAACUGGCCGAAUGACCCCGUCUGCAGGACGACAGUCUACUUCCAAUGGCCUUCCCAAGUCCAGCUCCCUGUACCAGAUCCGGGGACUGAUUGGGAAGAUGCAGAAGCUGGAGGAGCGUGUUCAGUCUGCACGAUCUCGAUUACCAGCACCGGUCGACACACCACCUCGAGCAUCCCCUCGCACCGGCUCUGCCAUGGGCGGUCCUCUAUACAACAUGCCUUCAUCAGUAACGGUCCGCAGCAAUAGGAAACGAUCGAGCGGUAGCGUGGCCAGCAGCUCAAGGGACAACCACGAGACGCCGCACACGCCGGUGACACCAGGGACUCAUCUACCUCAGGGACGAAACUCGUUUGGGCUCCCCCCACCGGCUCAGUCAACACCAUCACGACCAGAGAGCCGCACCAGUAUGUCAUCAUCACGCUGUUCCGUCAGUAACAUGACCUCAUCAAGCAGCAUUGCGCACCCACGCCCUGAAUCUCGCCAAAGCCUAAACAGUAGUCUCAGCGGCUCGCGCACUCCGGGACAUUACACCACCAACUCUCUGAACAUGAGCAUGGCCAGCGUGUCAGACAACCACCACUACCAGCACCAUAGCCAUAACCAUAACAAUAACAAUAGCCAUCAUCAGCACCAUCCAUCAGUCAGCAGCACCGGUAGCAGCGGCGGCAUUCGACGCCCUCGCUCAUCACUAAGCAACUACAACCCAUCCGCCAGCAUGUCGUAUAUCGACGAAGACAACGCUGAGAUGGACCUGAGUAUGCACACUCCCACCCCCCGACGCUAUGAUAGCAUCGGAUCCGGCAGCUCCAUCCCCACUCCCUCGGUGCUGCGACGGACGAGCGGCGGGAUGUCUUCUAUACCAACACCAAGCGGCCUGACGCCUCGACGAACUACCUCAGCCCUCGGGAGGAGGGACGGCGAUAUGCUUCCGCCGUCAGCUGGCAGGAGGAAGGCGAGCAUGACACCUCGACCAUCUUCGUCUCUAGGUAGCCUCGGCGAGACAUACUAA
Messenger RNA from Nannizzia gypsea CBS 118893, 1920 nucleotides. Its product is annotated as nuclear distribution protein nudE. Lineage: Eukaryota; Fungi; Ascomycota; Eurotiomycetes; Onygenales; Arthrodermataceae. Gene Ontology annotation, biological process: cell migration; establishment of mitotic spindle orientation; chromosome segregation. Bases 1 to 1920 code for a protein of 639 amino acids. The record is from RefSeq and is a predicted model, not a curated record. Gene Ontology annotation, molecular function: microtubule binding. Gene Ontology annotation, cellular component: kinesin complex; centrosome; kinetochore. The transcript has 2 exons.